Colletotrichum orchidophilum is the source of this 465-nucleotide messenger RNA. RefSeq lists its product as uncharacterized. The record is from RefSeq and is a predicted model, not a curated record. The transcript has 2 exons. The coding region runs from base 1 to 465 and encodes 154 amino acids. Lineage: Eukaryota; Fungi; Ascomycota; Sordariomycetes; Glomerellales; Glomerellaceae.
AUGGAUAUCUUUAGUGAGUAUGCGGAGCAAACGGUGAUGGGAAAUUCAUUAGGCGCAGAGGCGGCUUGCUUUGGAGGGACCCUCGACUGGGGGCCACAGCGGUCAGAUUCAGUACCGAACUCGACACAAGCCAACCUCGCUCCGUUUUCGUCCAGCUUGGAAUCUGCCUCGUCGAGACAUGUCAGCGAAACCUUUCGUGGUCUCUGGAAGGAUUGUUCAGUCACUGCUAAAGACCAAAGCGUCUUUGACGAACACGUCUGGCGGCACACACAAUGUCCGAAGGUCGAAUGCCUAUCAUAUUUCACGGAUGAGAAAGAGAAACGAAGACAUGUCUGGACGACGCACAGGAAAUGGGCGCAGUCGAUAAAUUUCCCUAUGAUCGGUGGGAUAUGCGACCACUGUGGCGGGACUUUCACUCGGGAUGACAACUUGCUUCGCCAUAAGAGAAGGAAACAUAUUCCUUGA